AUGUAUGACAUAGUAGAUUUGAGAAUUCAUUAUGGGGGUAGUUUUGUGCAAGAUCCAAGACUACGAUAUAUAAAUGGAGAAGUUGAUGAAGUAACAACUGAUCCCGAUCUUAUUUGUGUACCUCACUUGAUGAAGUUCAUAGCACAUGAGAGAUAUGGUAAGGUCAAAAGUCUAUCUUACAAGUUAAGUAUGGAGGCGAUGGAAAAGCUUAGGCCAUUCUUUAAUGACACCCACACGAUGGAGUUGAUGACGCUAGCACGUAGAUAUAAGAAGGUGGACAUAUAUGUUGAGCAUGGUGUUGAAGAAGAAAAUGAAGGUAAUCCAAGUGUUGAUCUUGAGGAAACAAAUGAAGGUAAUGAUGAUGAUGGUGAAGAGAAUAAUGAUGAUGAACAUGAUGAAUGUAAUAAGGAUGAUGAAGAAGCAGAAAAAAGAAAUCAUGGUGCAGAAUUGAAAUCAGGAGCAACACAUGCACCAAGUAGAAAAAAGAAACAUACAGUUCAAGAAAACACUAUUGAGGAUGAUGAAGUAGAUAGUGUUUAUUAUGAGUCAGAUAAUCCACCUAGUUACCAAUCUGAGAUGGAAGAUGAUGAAGCUCAACUACAACUGGAACAAUCAAGUAAAGCCAAGGUCAAAUGUAAAUUUCCAUCUUACAAUCCAAGUGUUGAAUUUCCCGAGUUAGAGUUGGGCAUGUUUUAUGAAGAUGCAUCAGAGUUUAAGAAAGCAAUGAUUAAUUAUGCAGUGCACUUUAAGAGGGACAUAUGCUAUUAUAAAAAUGAGAGUAUGAGAGUGAUGUUUAAAUGUGCUGGCAUUGAGAGUAUUGAUGGUAAAGGCUGCCCAUUUCAUUGCACUGCUUCAUGGGAGGAGAAAUACAAGUGUUUUCAAUUAAAGACUCUUGAGGCCAACCAUAAUUGCAAUCAAAAGUUCAGCUUGCGUUUGGUGAGUCAAAGUUGGAUAGAAGAUAAAUAUGAAGAAAAAAUUAGAGAUAAUCCUUGCAUUGGACCUAUAGAGUUGAAAAAUCACAUUGAGUCAGAAUUGAAAAUAAAUUUAAGUAUUAGCAAAGUGAGAAGAGCAAUUAGGUCUGUGCUCAAAAAAAUUAAUGCAAGCUUUGAGGAUCAGUUUAGGAGAAUAAGGGACUAUGCACAAGAGUGUAUGAACUCUAACCUAGGAAGCAAAGUAAAACUAAAAACCAGUAUGGUCACACCUGACAGUCCUUGUGUGUUCCAAAGAAUUUAUGUAUGUUUUGAUGCACUAAGAAGGGGUUUCUUAGAUGGAUGUAGAAAGAUUAUUGGAUUGGAUGGGUGUUUUCUCAAAGGGUUGCUAAAGGGAGAAAUAUUAACUGCAGUAGGAAGAGAUGCAAACAAUCAGAUGUACCCUAUUGCAUGGGCUGUGGUGGAGAUUGAGAACACAGAUUCAUGGGGAUGGUUUUUAGAGUUGCUGAAAAAUGAUUUGGGAAUCACCAACACUUACCCUUGGACAAUAAUCAGUGACCAGCAGAAGGGAUUAACAACUGUUAUCCAAGAGUUAUUUCCGGAUUCAGAGCACCGAAAUUGUGCAAGGCAUGUGCAUGCAAAUUGGAGUAAGCGCCAUAAAGGAAAAGUUAUGAAGAAUCACUUUUGGAUGUGCGCCAAGUCAACAACAGAAGUUCAAUUUCAUGAACAACUAAAAGCCUUAGAAAUGAGAGACAAAGAGGCUAAAGCUGACCUAGAACGGUAUCCACCUAAGUUUUGGUGCAAGGCUUUUUUUAGAACAACAAGUAAAUGUGACAUUGUUGAUAAUAAUAUAUGCGAAGCAUUCAAUGGGACUUUGCUUAAAGCAAGAUGCAAGCCAAUAAUUCCCAUGCUUGAAGACAUUCGAGUGCUUGCUAUGAGAAGGAUAGCCAAAAAAAUGAAGUUCGUAGACACUUGGAAAGGUAGAUAUGGACCACUUAUUAUGAAGAAACUAAUUGCAAAUAAGAAAGAAAGCAUUGGAUGGAAGGUUGAUUUUAAUGGAGAUGAUGGAUAUGAGAUUAAGAAAGGACGAAAUCAUUUCAAAGUCAGGCUUGAAAAUAAGACAUGUUCGUGUAGAUCAUGGGAUUUGACAGGUCUACCUUGCCCUCAUGCUAUAUGUGCCAUCUUCGACAAUGGCAGGAAUAUGGAGGAUUAUCUUGAUCCAUGCUACUCAAAAGAAGCAUAUCAAAGGACUUAUGCACAUGCUCUUCUACCGAUGAAUGGAGAACUCUUCUGGCCUAAAACAAAUUGUGAGGAAAUUUUGGCUCCAAUCCCAAAAAAAAUGACAGGUAGGCCAAAGAAGAAAAGAAAUCGUGAGGAAAGUGAAGGUUCAUCAACUGCUAGUAAGAAGACUCAACUAAGUAGGAAGGGUCGCAUAAUGAGAUGUUCCAUUUGUAGACAAGAAGGGCAUACUAGAGCAAAGUGUAAUUCUGUUAGAGGUGUUUUGGGUUAA
Molecule: messenger RNA, 2439 nt
Organism: Ipomoea nil (Japanese morning glory)
Lineage: Eukaryota; Viridiplantae; Streptophyta; Magnoliopsida; Solanales; Convolvulaceae
Exons: 3
Coding region: 1-2439 (812 amino acids)
Molecular function (GO): zinc ion binding
Source: RefSeq, a predicted model, not a curated record